Pestalotiopsis fici W106-1 is the source of this 726-nucleotide messenger RNA. RefSeq lists its product as uncharacterized. The record is from RefSeq and is a predicted model, not a curated record. The transcript is spliced from 3 exons. The coding region runs from base 1 to 726 and encodes 241 amino acids. Gene Ontology annotation, molecular function: FAD binding. Lineage: Eukaryota; Fungi; Ascomycota; Sordariomycetes; Amphisphaeriales; Sporocadaceae.
AUGGCGACUACUGUUUGCGACAUUCUCGAGGCCGCUGGUUUGACAGUGCUUCGACCAAAUACCGCGGCCUAUACGGCUCGAAACCAGUCGUACUGGUCAGUCUCGGCGCGAAUCAAUCCAACUUGCAUAGUUCAGCCUAGGUCCACUGAGCAGGUUGCGCAGGCAAUUACCAUCCUGAAGACACAGACAACAUGUAAAUGGGCAGUCCGUGGCGGCGGUCAUGCAUCAUACCCUGGGGCAUCCAACAUCAGCGAUGGCGUGACACUUGAUCUGGGCCUGAUGAACCAGACCGAGUAUGACGCCGAUGGUCAAAUCGCUAAAAUAGGCGCAGGAGGCAGAUGGCAUGAGGUUUAUACAGCUCUGGAGCCAUUCGGAGUUACGGUUCCAGGUGGCCGAGCAUCUCAAGUUGGCGUUGCCGGAUUCCUCUUGGGCGGUGGCAACAGUUUCUUUAGCAGCAUGGUUGGUCUUGGCUGCGACAGUGUCAUCAAUUUCGAGGUCGUGCUCGCGAGCGGACAGGUGGUCAACGCCAACAGGGAGGUCAAUGCGGACCUGCACAAGGCGCUCAAGGGAGGCUCUGGCAACUUUGGCGUCGUGACCCGGUUCGACGUUCAAGCGUUUCCCAUUGGAGAUCUCUGGGGUGGUCAGGUGGUCUAUCCUCUCACCACGACCGAGCAGCAUAUUGCGGCGUACGUUGACUGGGUGGACAAUAUACGCAGCUAUCCCUAG